Messenger RNA from Linderina pennispora, 439 nucleotides. RefSeq lists its product as uncharacterized. NCBI's taxonomy places the organism in Eukaryota, Fungi, Kickxellomycota, Kickxellomycetes, Kickxellales, Kickxellaceae. The record is from RefSeq and is a predicted model, not a curated record. Bases 39 to 389 code for a protein of 116 amino acids. The transcript has a single exon.
CGUCUCGCAUCUACCCUUGAAAAUAAUAGUCCGAAAAAAUGAGACUGUCUGCAACAUUACUGCUUUUUCCUAUAUCUACCGCUGCCCUGCCCUUGGGUGUCAAAGGAGCUCUGCAGGCACUCGUCUCGCCAUCACUAAUCAAGAACACUUCUCCGAUAUUUGCUCUUGAGGACUACAUGUCGUAUGCUACCGAUGCUGGCCUGCUGGAUGUUAAGAGAAUGUUUGAUAGUGGCCAACUCCAGAAAGCAUUCGAUAGGCUGCGCGGACAUUUUAGUUACAUGGACAGAGACCCAGAAAUGUCGGAGAGCUGGGAAUUUAGCGCGGCGCUGGACAUUGCCACCCGCGGAUUGGACAGGAUGGCGGCCAUGUAUGCUAUGGAGUUGAUGUAGCGUGGCAGCGCCCUGUUAGAUUGGUGAAUACAGGCAGCCAUGCAUCGGGC